AUGGAGGACAUGAGCGGGUGCACAGGCAUUUUUGCCUGGGACAAAGACCAUAAGCUUGCCGCUCAGCACGCCUUUUCUGGCAGCGAAAAGAACCAUGUAACAAAUUUCGCUGGCGAGCUGGACAAGGCUAAAUUCACACCCGAUCACGUCGCAAUAGCGGCAGACACUGGUGACAAGUACAAAGCCGCCGUCGACGUCCUACAAGAAAAAUAUAAGCUGGAUCCAGCUAGGCAGAUAACACGCCACCAUUACGAAAACACCCCAGGGAACGAGCUUGGAAGACAUAGAUUCACAGCAAUAUUUGGGGAUCCAAAUAGACACGUAAAGGGAGAACCAUACACUGCAGAGCCAAAAGAACCAGGCACCCCACCGGAGAUUCUUUGA
This is a messenger RNA of Clonostachys rhizophaga, 384 nucleotides long. The record is from the annotation of a GenBank genome assembly. Lineage: Eukaryota; Fungi; Ascomycota; Sordariomycetes; Hypocreales; Bionectriaceae.